GACCGCCAUCGUCUGAGUUAGCAACCUAACAGAAAAAUCAAAGAGUCAAAAAUCAUCAUCACGCGCUUCAAUGCCAACAGCCAGCUUUCUUCCCGCGAAAACAAACGGCUCACCAUUUCCUUUUCAUCUGUAACUCAAUCCUUUCUCUUAAUUUCCCUUUCAAGAAUUUCUCAAAGAGAAAAUUAAAUUAACCGCCGCGCGAUGAUCGGCUCCUCCCUCUCGCCGUCGCGGUUGCUCAACGGCGAGAGAGCCGUGGUUAUGCUAUUCAUCGGUUGCAUCUUCUUCUCUCUCCCUGUCUCUCUCCUCCUCCACGGCGUCGUUUUAUCCGCAGUAUCUCUCUUAUCUCUUUGCGUAGAAUUACGCGCCGAGUCCUCCUCUUCUUCUCUUUCUCAAUUCAAAACUAGACCUGGUGCUUCGUCGGGGAUCUUUUUAGGUGCAGUUACAUUACCGGCUGUUAUGCUUUCGAAAUUGAUACAACUUUCAAGAGCAUUCUCAUUACAUCAGAUUGAAUUUGAAGAGCUUAAUUAUUUGUCAAUGCAAUACUGGGCGACUUCUGCUAGCUGCUUCAGUGUACUUAUCUUUCUCUGCUGGAUCAUGUGGCAUUCAAAUGGCAGUGUGCACCAUGCCCAACAUAAAGCAUGGGAUGUUAUUUUUAGCUUAAGUUGCAUCGUUCUAUGUGCAACAAUUCUUAUUUUGUCCGGUUCUGGUAUGCAAACUGCAGAGUUGCUGUGGGUGAUCGUUCAUGGAUUCGUAGCAGUGAAGCUAGUGCAGCAUCUACUUGAUACCUUUCCCUCAUGUGCUUCCAUAGGGGAAGCAUUUAUGGUCACUAUAGGUCUCGUUAUCUAUUUCGGUGACAUGUUGGCCUGUACCACUGCAAAGUUUGAUGGAUACUGGGUUUCAUCAAAGGCAGUCCUUGUAGAAUCGGAAAUCAGAAGAAGUGAGAUUAGUACUGUAAUUCAGGGCCUACUUCUUGGCCUUCUUCUCUUCCCGGUUAUCUUCAAAUUUGUUCUCCAUAUGUGGGAGUGCUUUUAUUGCGGAACAAACUUUGGAGCAGGGGCAUGUAGUGAGAGAGGAAAAGCACUUCUAUUUUUUGCUUCUCUCGGUCUUAUCAUGGUUUUAAUUGUUCCUUCAUGGAUGCAGUUUGUUCAGAAUUUUCAAGUGCAUCCAUUUUUAUGGGUGAUAACCUAUGUCUUUUCGGAACCGCUAAAAAGACUUUCAUUAUGUAUUUACUGGGUGUCUGUGAUAUACGUCUCUGUUCUGAGGUUUUACAGCAUAUCAAAGAGUAGUAAGAUUGAGAGAAUUCUUCUUCGAAAAUAUUACCAUCUGAUGGCUGUUUUAAUGUUCCUGCCCGCUGUUAUCUUUCAGCCAAAGUUUCUUGACCUUGCUCUUGGUGCAGCCUUGGCAGUUUUCUUGACCUUAGAAAUCAUCCGAGUAUGGAGAAUUUGGCCUUUGGGACAACUCAUACAUCAAUUUAUGAACGCAUUCACUGACCAUCGUGACUCUGAUCUUCUUAUUGUCAGCCACUUUUCACUGUUAUUGGGAUGUGCACUCCCUAUUUGGAUGUCUUCUGGGUACAAUGACAGGCCUCUUGCUCCUUUUGCUGGAAUUUUGAGCCUUGGAAUUGGGGAUACAAUGGCAUCAAUGGUUGGGUACAAAUACGGUGUCCUCAGAUGGAGCAAAAGUGGGAAGAAAACAAUUGAAGGCACUGCAGCUGGUAUAACAUCUGUCCUGGCUGCAUGCUCUGUUUUGCUGCCAAUUCUAGCUUCUGCCGGAUACAUUUUUACCCAGCACUGGGUCUCACUUCUCCUAGCAGUGAUUGUGAGUGGUUUAUUGGAGGCAUAUACAGCACAACUUGAUAAUGCUUUUAUACCACUCGUUUUCUACAGUCUUCUAUGUUUAUAAAUCCUCCACCACAAUACAAGCUCUGUCCACGAGUGACAUAAUGGACAAAGUCCAUGUAAUUUUCUUUUUGAUCUUGUGAGGACGGGCUGUUGGAUGCCCACCCGUAGGAUGAUGAAUCAUGCAGUAGGCAAUUUUUGUUUGUUAUUUCAUACUGUGUUGUAUUCGUCUAAACUCAAAAUAUUGUAAUUUGUUUUGAAAUAGUAGUGAUUUGUUCAUUGUACAUCAUCGAGUAUCGGGUAGAUUGAGAUGUUCAGUGGUUUUUCUGAGAUAAUACCAUCGACAUGUUUAAUAAAUUUAUUUAAAUGAAUCAAAUAGUAAUUGUGAAGA
Molecule: messenger RNA, 2229 nt
Organism: Mercurialis annua (annual mercury)
Lineage: Eukaryota; Viridiplantae; Streptophyta; Magnoliopsida; Malpighiales; Euphorbiaceae
Product: dolichol kinase EVAN
Exons: 15
Coding region: 202-1902 (566 amino acids)
Biological process (GO): dolichyl monophosphate biosynthetic process
Cellular component (GO): endoplasmic reticulum membrane
Molecular function (GO): dolichol kinase activity
Source: RefSeq, a predicted model, not a curated record